AUGUCUAAGAACAAUUUAUCGCAUAUGCACCCGCAACCAAUCCGCGUGCCUCCGAUGAAGCCGCAGAAGGUAUCGUUUUGGUUCACGGUAUUUGAGAAACAGCUUGAGGCGGCGGGAAUCGAGCGAGAUUCCGACAAAGUCGCCACCCUGUUUGGGUGUCUCGAAUCAGAGUAUCUGGAGCGACUCGAGGAUGUUGAUUUGGACUCCACGGUCGGCAGUCAGUACGACCGGCUAAAGGAAGAACUGAUACGGAGUCUAGCUGAAUCCGACAGCGAGCGGGUUAAAAGACUGGUAGAAAAAGAGGUGAUGGGCGACCGUAAGCCGUCCCAAUUCUACCACGACCUGAAGAAGCUGGCCAGUCCCUUAGCGUCGGAUCAGUUCAUCCUCACGUUAUGGAAGAAUCGUCUACCAGACCGCAUACGACGGGUGUUGGAGGUUAUGGACGACAUCAGCACGGAUAAAAUAAUCCAGGUCACGGAUAGAAUAGAGGAGGCCUGUUCAGGAAGCGAUCAGCGGGAGGCGAGAGUAGCAUCCGUGAGCAAACGCAAGGCACAGGACGACGCAGCGCCCAGUUUCAGGAAGGAAAUGCGUAAGGAAAGGCGUGAGGAAAUGAGCGAGGAAUUGCGCGAGGAAUUGCGGCAGAUUAAUGCGAGGAUCAACGCGCUCAGUAUUAGCGUCUGUCGACGAAUGCGUUCGCGUUCGCAUUCCCCCGGGAGGCGUCGUCGGCGUUCUACCUCCCGAAACGGUCUAUGUUAUUAUCACGACUUGUACCGCGAGCGGGCGCGAAAGUGUAGAUCUCCGUUACUGAGCGGGAAGAUCUCCCUUUUUGACUUUUGCAACGCGUUUUUUUUCUGUUUUUGUUAUUAUCAGUUAUUGUUUACCUGGAAUUGUUCCUAAUUAAUUGCAUCACUUUUUCUGCUUUUAUAAAGUACAGUAUAUAAUAAAAUACCCCAAUCUAGUGGUGUUAAAAUUAAUUAAAAAGUUACACUAUCAGUUAUGACUAAAUAAAGUUAUAA
This is a messenger RNA of Bombus impatiens (common eastern bumble bee), 1016 nucleotides long. RefSeq lists its product as uncharacterized. Bases 1 to 897 code for a protein of 298 amino acids. The record is from RefSeq and is a predicted model, not a curated record. NCBI's taxonomy places the organism in Eukaryota, Metazoa, Arthropoda, Insecta, Hymenoptera, Apidae. The transcript has 2 exons.